Messenger RNA from Staurois parvus, 267 nucleotides. Lineage: Eukaryota; Metazoa; Chordata; Amphibia; Anura; Ranidae. The record is from the annotation of a GenBank genome assembly.
UAUAGAUCUGUGCUUUCUCCAUUUGUCCUACCGUUUUUUGAAUAUUCCCCCACCUGUACACAGGUGUUGGGCUGCAGUAUAUCUGCCAACUUGAGGGUGCUGAUUCCUCUGGCUAGCAGAGAGGACCAGGGGCGGACUGACCAUUUGGAAACUCGGGCACUGCCUGAGGGCCCGCGAUGCCCCUGGUACCUUUUUCAUAGGCUUUUUUGAGUUUGGGCAAGGACACAGGGGCCCCAUGAUCCCCUAUUGCCCGGGGGGCCCCAUGAG